GCCGGUGGGCGGGCCUUGGAGGGUGUUAUAAGGUGGCGGGAAGCGGGCGGGGCGAGGACUUUUCUCCCCAGAAUGUCUGCGAGUCAAGAGAGCCGAUCUAGAGACAAUGGCCCUGAAGGAAUGGACCCCGAUGGUGUCAUUGAGAGCAAUUGGAACGAGAUCGUGGACAGCUUUGAUGACAUGAACCUGUCGGAGUCUCUUCUGAGAGGAAUCUAUGCUUAUGGUUUUGAGAAACCCUCUGCCAUCCAGCAACGAGCCAUUCUCCCUUGUAUCAAGGGUUAUGAUGUGAUUGCCCAAGCCCAGUCUGGAACUGGAAAGACCGCCACUUUUGCCAUCUCCAUCCUGCAGCAAAUUGAGCUGGACCUGAAAGCCACCCAGGCGCUGGUACUGGCUCCAACAAGAGAGUUAGCCCAGCAGAUUCAGAAAGUGGUGAUGGCCCUGGGAGACUACAUGGGUGCAUCCUGCCAUGCCUGUAUAGGAGGGACAAACGUCCGCGCCGAAGUCCAGAAGCUGCAAAUGGAAGCACCCCAUAUCAUUGUGGGGACUCCUGGGCGGGUCUUCGACAUGUUGAAUAGGAGAUAUCUGUCACCCAAGUAUAUCAAGAUGUUCGUGCUGGAUGAAGCCGAUGAAAUGUUGAGCCGUGGUUUCAAGGACCAGAUCUACGAUAUAUUCCAGAAACUAAGUGGAAACACACAGGUGGUGCUCUUGUCUGCCACUAUGCCCAUGGAUGUCCUGGAGGUGACCAAGAAGUUCAUGAGGGACCCCAUCCGUAUCCUGGUGAAGAAAGAAGAGCUGACCCUGGAGGGUAUUAGGCAAUUCUACAUCAAUGUGGAGAGAGAGGAGUGGAAGCUGGACACCUUGUGUGACCUUUACGAGACCCUCACCAUCACUCAAGCUGUCAUUUUCAUCAAUACCCGAAGGAAGGUGGACUGGCUCACUGAGAAGAUGCAUGCCCGGGACUUCACUGUUUCGGCCAUGCAUGGGGACAUGGACCAGAAGGAGCGUGACGUCAUCAUGAGGGAGUUCCGCUCCGGUUCCAGCCGUGUCCUGAUCACCACAGACUUGCUGGCUCGUGGCAUCGAUGUGCAACAAGUCUCCCUGGUUAUCAACUAUGAUCUGCCCACCAACCGUGAGAACUAUAUCCACAGGAUCGGUCGGGGUGGCCGCUUUGGAAGGAAAGGGGUGGCCAUCAACAUGGUGACGGAAGAAGACAAGCGCACCCUGCGCGACAUCGAGACGUUCUACAACACCUCCAUCGAGGAGAUGCCUCUCAACGUGGCCGACCUCAUCUGAGCCCCUUGCGUUCUUGCGCGGGUGCACUCUCUGGGAGGCCCUUGGUGCCUAUAACAACCUCCCCAUUGGGCACAAAAUACACCCUUUACCCCACCCUCCCACCCAAAUUACCUGCCCUUUUCUAUUUUUUUGAGUUUUCUUGCCUUUUGAAUAAAUGUCACUUUUUUGGAGGCAAAAAAUGAAAUUUAUAGUGUUUCAUGGCGCUUUUCUGUCUGUUUCAGUCACUCUUUCCUCCCUCCUUUUCCCUCUCUUUCUCUCUCUCUACCUGCAAUAUCAUUUCGUAACUCAGUUGUCCAGACUGCCCCUGGCUUGAACCCACAACCCACCCAGGUCUCUUUUUUUGAGUGGGAAAGAGGAAGCAGACUUUAGAAAGCUGGCUUCUCAUCUUCUCUCACCUUCUGGCCAUAUCCCCCCCCAAAUUCAGUUUUUGUGGUCUUUUCUCCCCACGUUUUCCCUUUCCGCAGAAUCAUGGUGCUAACAGGGGAAGAAGGCAGGCUAAAGCUUGAGAAUUUAAAACCUACCUCAACAGGUCAUGGUUUUCUGUUCUCCCGCCUGAAAUCAUUGGUUUUACGAAUCCAAAAUUGCCAAGUUGUGUGUGUGUGUUUUCCCCUUCUAUCGACUACAUCAGACAAAAGCCCCUUUCCCUCUUCAUCCUACUUUCUUAAAACAAAAUCGAAAAAAACCGAAAACUUUUUCAUACAGCAAAAAAAAUCUGUGCGUGCAAAACCUUACCUUUUUUUUGUAUAGCUAUUAUUUAUUCAAAAGGAAAGUUACAGUGACCAAAAUAAACGUGAUCUUGAGGAAAAAUAAA
Messenger RNA from Sceloporus undulatus (fence lizard), 2104 nucleotides. It is a transcript of the gene EIF4A1, whose product is annotated as eukaryotic translation initiation factor 4A1. Gene Ontology annotation, molecular function: translation initiation factor activity; RNA helicase activity; ATP binding. NCBI's taxonomy places the organism in Eukaryota, Metazoa, Chordata, Lepidosauria, Squamata, Phrynosomatidae. The transcript has 11 exons. The record is from RefSeq and is a predicted model, not a curated record. Gene Ontology annotation, cellular component: cytoplasmic stress granule. Bases 73 to 1293 code for a protein of 406 amino acids. Gene Ontology annotation, biological process: cytoplasmic translational initiation.